AUGCCAGUGAGAGAGUUCUUCAGCACCUUCUCAACUUUCAGAACUAUAUGUUCAUUGCAUUGUGUUGAAUCAGAUAUUCUCCAUGUGACCGAGUCAGAGGCGUUUGAUGAGGAGGAGCUCAAUCCUAGGGAGCGUUUUAAGAAGUUUGGCCAUGCUAGCAAGGCAAGGUGUGGAAGGCUGACCUACCCAAAAAAGGGAUGGAACUUGUGCUGCAAGUACACAAUUUUUCUUUUAACUUGGAAUGCAGGAAACGGGGAUGUACAUGUUGUACUCAAGGGUAGGAUUAGGGUUAUAGAGGUUGCAUUGUCAAUGCAAUACCUUGAGAAAUUCUCUAAUGCAUGGUCAAUUGCAUUUUCUGGUACUCAGAAUUUCUCCAUUCUUCGAAAGGACGAAGCAUGGAGAGUUAAUGUACGGAUUCAAGGUUGUGACCUCAACCAUGGCUAUCUAUGUGGCACUAUGGAAGCACUUGAUGUUCCUAUGGCAGACUCACCAGUUGUUACUUUCUGGGAAGGAGAGAUUGUUGACACAAAGAAUCAUACUUUCUUCACUGGCAAGUGGGAAGCAAAGCCUGAAGACGACAUAAGGCACUGGACCAAAUUUCCAUCUUUCUCACCCCUUCUGAGCAAAGUGGAGGUUGAUGGUGGGAGAUAUUUGGACUUAAGUAACUACCCCUGCAUAUUUAUGGUAAGAUGGAAAGAGCAAUACUUUGUGAAUGUUGGAACUGACUGUGGGUUAACCAUAGCUGGUUUCUACUAUGUUUGCUUCUCCUGUAGUGAUGGCUCCAUCAAUGGUUUCUAUUAUGAUCCCAAUAGCAG
Ilex paraguariensis (yerba mate) is the source of this 815-nucleotide messenger RNA. The record is from the annotation of a GenBank genome assembly. NCBI's taxonomy places the organism in Eukaryota, Viridiplantae, Streptophyta, Magnoliopsida, Aquifoliales, Aquifoliaceae.